Messenger RNA from Lampris incognitus (smalleye Pacific opah), 1181 nucleotides. RefSeq lists its product as uncharacterized. Gene Ontology annotation, biological process: G protein-coupled receptor signaling pathway. The record is from RefSeq and is a predicted model, not a curated record. Gene Ontology annotation, molecular function: G-protein beta-subunit binding. NCBI's taxonomy places the organism in Eukaryota, Metazoa, Chordata, Actinopteri, Lampriformes, Lampridae. The transcript has 3 exons. Bases 22 to 240 code for a protein of 72 amino acids. Gene Ontology annotation, cellular component: heterotrimeric G-protein complex.
UCAGUGGGAGAAGUCGGAGACAUGUCGAACAACAGUGCAACUAACAGCAGUUUAGCGAUCGCCCAGAAAGCAGUGAAACAACUCAGGCUAGAGGCCAGUGUUCAUCGGAUCAAGGUUUCUCAGGCUGCUGCAGACCUGAAGACUUUCUGUCUGCAGAAUGCCCAGAAAGACCCACUCCUUAUGGGAGUCCCCUCCAGCGACAACCCCUUUAGACCUCCCAAGUCCUGCUCCCUUUUCUGAAGAUGAUCCCACAAUCUUUGAAACACAAACCAGUUCUGGUCGUCCUGAUGAGGAUAGAGUCUCCAGUGUCCCCCCUGCGCACAGACUCUGAAAUCCAAACCUGGACCACGCACGCACGCACGCACGCACACAUACACACACACAAACGUCUGCGACUUAGCUGUGAUGUCGCCAAAUAGCCAAAUGUUUUUAUAGGACACAUUUGUAGGUCUAAUUGUCAGUCUGCAUCACAACUAAGGCUUUAGGGUUUUCUACACCGGGCUGAUGAUGAUCAAAAAUAUUAACAUAUCUAAUAUCUACUGUCGACUGGUCUCUAUGAAGUCAUCAUCGUGCAUUGUUGUUUUUUCUUUCACUGAAGGCUGUCACACAAUUACUGUAACCUGCAUCAACUUUGUGCCUUAUUUAUUGUUAAAAAAAGUAUGCCACACUAAGGCGCCUCGAUAACUCGAUAUAAAACAAUGUCACUGUGUAACAAUGACAGCAUACAGAAUGCACAAGUGUGUUGUUUUCUCUUAAAGAGAAACAGAAAAAGUUGUAAUGAAAAAUGUCCCCAUGUGCCAUGCUUAUCCUCUAUUGUUGACAGGCUUGGCUGAAGGGUUUAAGUUGAAAUAAUGUUGUGAGCCAAGACUGUAAGGCAAUUUUACUGACAUACUACAGCAUUAAGAAUACAACAUAUGUGUCCUUUCACAAUGUGUCCUUUCACAAUUUACAACGUCAUAUUCUGUCAUCCCCACUAACUGGUUACUACCUCUUUAACCACCAUCCCAAGAGUGUUAACGUCAGAUCCUGUGUAUUACUGAGUGUGUUUGCAAAGAUUGUGUAAAGCUUUACUCAAAACUACUAUAGUUCUAUAAGGGUAAUGAAACACCUAGGUUUUAGCCUGACUCAAAAUGCGAAUAAGUGGGGUAGUAGAAUAUGCAACGUUAUAUUGAAGGCUGCUG